This is a messenger RNA of Nematocida parisii ERTm1, 219 nucleotides long. RefSeq lists its product as uncharacterized. The coding region runs from base 1 to 198 and encodes 65 amino acids. Gene Ontology annotation, molecular function: RNA binding. The transcript has a single exon. NCBI's taxonomy places the organism in Eukaryota, Fungi, Microsporidia. The record is from RefSeq and is a predicted model, not a curated record.
AUGGAGCAGAUUUCUGAAUUUAUAGACUGUCCAGUUUCUGUGAGGACAUACUGUGGUAGUAAUUAUUAUGGUACAUUAUUAGCUAUUGAUCAGUACUUAAAUAUUGUAUUACAGAAUGCCACAAUAGACAGUGACAUCAAGAAAGGGUUUCUAUUUGUGAAGGGUUCGAAUAUUCUUCUUCUUACUCUAGUAGAGUAAAUAUGUUAUUUAUAAAUAAAU